Eucalyptus grandis is the source of this 2712-nucleotide messenger RNA. Its product is annotated as poly(A)-specific ribonuclease PARN-like. Lineage: Eukaryota; Viridiplantae; Streptophyta; Magnoliopsida; Myrtales; Myrtaceae. The record is from RefSeq and is a predicted model, not a curated record. Gene Ontology annotation, cellular component: cytoplasm. The coding region runs from base 1 to 2040 and encodes 679 amino acids. The transcript is spliced from 9 exons. Gene Ontology annotation, molecular function: RNA binding; 3'-5'-RNA exonuclease activity.
AUGUCAAUAGAACACAAAUUGUUUAUACAGAGGGACAACAAACGUGCAUUUCAAUUUCAACAUCAAAAUGCUUCGGCAGUUGUUCCCCGAAAGCGCACUGAUCUGCUGAUGCUGAAGCUAUCGACUGGACAUGAAACAGAACCGGUCACUCUGCUUGCAUUUUCUGAUCGGCCGGCGCUCGAAGCAAAUGGCCGGGGGACCUUUCUCCGGCGCAUUUGCACGAACACCUCCGGCGCAAGCGCCAGCGCCAGCGCGCGAAAAUGGAGCGUCGCCCAGGUCUUCAAGUCCAACUUCGCCGACUCCCUCGAGCGGCUGCGGGCCCACGUCUCCGGCGCCGACUUCGUCGCCGUGUCGCUGCGGCGGACCGGCUGGCCCUCCGCCCCGUGGCACCGCGUCUCCCGCCUCGACACCCUCGAGACCGCCUACGCCAAGGCCAGACACGCCGCCGAGAAGUUCCAGGUCCUGCAGUUCGCCGUCUGCCCUUUCGAGGUCGGGCCGACCAAGGUGGUCGCGCAUCCAUAUAACUUCCAUUUGUUCCCUAGAGAUGAACUGGAUAUCAAGAGGCCAUCUUACAGCUUCGUUUGUCAGUCGUCACAUUUGGCUUCCAUGGUUGAUGAAGGUUUCGACUUCAAUGCCUGCAUUUACGAUGGAAUCUCAUACUUAUCCAGAGAGCAAGAAUGUCUUGCUAAAGUUUGGAAGGGGAUUCCAGUACAUGGUCAAUAUCUGGAGAAAUCCUCUUCGAGCCCUUCUGUAGCAGAUGCAGUUUUUCUUGAGAGGAUCAGAUCUCGCAUUAAGCAAUGGAAAAAUGCAUUUGAGGAUUCAAGCACAAGGAACGAUGAACCUUUUGUAAGAUCAAUGAGGAAACUUAUCUUAGGGAGUGAAGAGUAUGGAUCAAGACCAUCCAUGACUCUAGAUGUUUGUAGCCAACGUCAAGUGCAACUUGUACUUGAGGUUUUGGCAGAAUUCUCUGAAGAUCUCGUUCCUUUAAUUAUUCCAGCAAAGGGUGCUGGAGCCUGGGCAGUUCGUGUCAUACUAACAAGUUCGAAAGAGGACAAGAUUCUUCUAGAGCAAGAGCUUCGAAAUCUUGAACAUGAGCAAACAAAGGCAUUUCAAGGUUUCCGAGAGGUGAUCGAAUUGAUUUCUGCUGCUCAGAAACCUAUUGUUUCCCACAAUUCUCUUAAUGAUUUUGCAUCUAUCUAUCCAAUGUUCCUCGCUCCACUGCCUUCAACUGUGGAUGAGUUCCUUCAGUCCUUAUGCUUAGUUUUCCCCCAAGUAUUUGAUGUCAAUCAUCUGAUGAAGGAAAUUGCUCCCUUGGGCAAGACAACCGAUAUACCCACGGCACUUUCCUUCCUGAAUAAUCGGUUCGUUGCACCCAUUGAUGUGGAAGUUUCACCAGUUACCGGAUGUGAAGGCAAGAUUCAUGGUCUUAAUGUUGUAAGGAUAUGUCACUUGUUUGCGAAGCUGUGUUCCAUACUGAGAUCUGCUUCUGAGAGCAGCAAAUCUGAUGGUAAUCAUCAGGCUGGGACCCUGGAACGGUUUGCCAACAUCUACAGACCAUGGCCUUCUGCAGAUCCACCUGAAGAGUCUAUCAGCAUUUGGAGAAACGAUACUAGAAGGGUAAACUGCAAGGAUGUGGUUUUUCUCUGGGGAUUUAGAAAGGGGUUGUCAGCUAAACUGCUGAAGAGCCAGCUCCAGGGGUCACACGAAGUCUUCUCCGAAAACUUCGAUGUUCGCUUGGUAGAUAAGAGCUGUGCUAUUGUCAUAUUCUGGCAACCAGGUUUAUCUGAAACUCUUUUGAGCAUAAUGAACAGUAGUGACAUUUCUGGACCAUUGUGGGACUUGGUGUCGGAAGGCUUAAAAGCUGCAGGUUAUGGGAUGUACGUAAAAUUAUGUGGGCUGGGUUUAUUUGAGGCAGAUUUAGCUGAUGCCUUUGACUGCAACUUUGCGAAUCAUGAUGACUAUUCUGAAGAUCAUUCCAUGAGAAAGAAUUAUGAGAUACAAUCCAGUAGCGAGUCCAUGAUUUACUUGGAAGAUUUGUGAUUAUUAUCUACUUUGCAUAUGGGACUUGCAUCCAAGACUGCAGUUCCUUCGGGCCAUGGCACAAUGUUCUGGCAACCUCUUGUAUGUAACAGUUGGAAGUGAUGUUUUGUACUCUGAAUUAAUAGAUGGCUAUUCCGCCAGACAAUAGGUUCUGCACGUGAGGUUCAUGAGAUCAUGUGCCAGAGCUAUGAGAGGCUGAUUUUGCUGCUCCCGAAAACUAUCAUGCCCUGGCAUUUCAAGUGGGUCACUCAAUAUUUAAGGUGUGACUAGUUUGGUAUCAACUGCUUCCUUGCCAACAUCAUUGAAGACAUUUCUGUUUUUCCAGAAGCUCUCAAUCAGUGGGGAUUUUCUUGGAGAUCCUAAUUUCUCUGAGCAGCUGGUUUGGCCUAAUUUCACUUGGGGUUCUAGCUGAUGUAGCAUUCUAUGAUUAAUGCAUCGAUUUGUGUCCCCUCUUAUGCAGUAAUUAAACCUCCAUCAGCUUUGUUGUUUUCCCCCCCUUUUUGUUUUAACCAAGUGGCUGCUUUGGUUAGACAGAGAUUUGAUCUUCAACCUUGUCGCGUCGGUGCUGGGAAUUGGAAAAGUAGUAUUUGCAGAGCCUUUUUUGGCCAAAAUAAUGAAAUUUUGCUCUGUACUAUCUGAUGAAAGAACUGGUUAUUUUUUGAGCUUCUUUGA